AUGGCUUCUAACCCUCCCGCUCGCUGCUGCACCCUAGGAACGCUCCACGAGGGCGAGCCCAAGGGCAAAAUCAUCAAAAUUGACAACACCAUCGAGGCCUACGUCGCCACGCCGGCCGACAAGACGGCCCGCAAGGACGUCGGCAUCCUGUACCUGCCCGACGUCAUUGGCAUCUGGCAGAACAGCAAGCUCAUGGCCGACGCCUUUGCCGAGCGCGGCUACCUGACCGUCGUCGUCGACCUCUUCAACGGCGACCCCGUCCCGCACAACCGCCCCGAGGGCUUCGAGCUGAGCCAGUGGGUCGCGCACGGCAGCAGCGGCGACAACCCGCACACCAAGGAGGCUAUUGACCCCAUCAUCGUCAAGGCCAUCCAGGCCAUCCGCGACAUGGGCGUCAAGCACAUUGGUGCUGUCGGCUACUGCUUCGGCGCCAAGUACGUCGUCCGCCACUACAAGGACGGCAUCGAGGUCGGCUACGCCGCCCACCCGUCGUUUGUCGAGGAGGAAGAGCUCGCAGCCAUCACCGGCCCCUUUGCCAUUUCCGCCGCCGAGACCGACUCCAUCUUCCCGGCCGAGAAGCGCCACAAGUCGGAGGAGAUUCUCGCCAAGACCAAGCAGCCCUACCAGAUCAACCUCUUCUCCGCCACCACGCACGGCUUCGCGGUCCGCGGCGACCUCAGCGACAAGCAGCAAAAGUUUGCCAAGGAGCAGGCCUUUCUCCAGGCCGUCACCUGGUUCGAUCAGUACCUGGGCUGA
Molecule: messenger RNA, 756 nt
Organism: Akanthomyces muscarius
Lineage: Eukaryota; Fungi; Ascomycota; Sordariomycetes; Hypocreales; Cordycipitaceae
Exons: 3
Coding region: 1-756 (251 amino acids)
Molecular function (GO): hydrolase activity
Source: RefSeq, a predicted model, not a curated record